Molecule: messenger RNA, 2997 nt
Organism: Mytilinidion resinicola
Lineage: Eukaryota; Fungi; Ascomycota; Dothideomycetes; Mytilinidiales; Mytilinidiaceae
Exons: 2
Coding region: 1-2997 (998 amino acids)
Biological process (GO): regulation of DNA-templated transcription; circadian rhythm
Cellular component (GO): cytoplasm; nucleus
Source: RefSeq, a predicted model, not a curated record
AUGGACUCGCGCAAUCCAGCCGACGCUGUGCCAAUUGGGCCCGGCUCGAGCCAGCCCGCCAGCCCCCAUCCCCGACGACCACCCGCUCACAAGUCUGUAUCGCUGCGACAUACACCCCCGCUAGAAUGGUCCAACGUGCAACUCAGUCGUGUCCCCGCCGGUCAACCCUCCCCUCCGUCUCCGACAGUGCCCCGAAGCGAUCGAGCGAACCCACCAUCCAGCAUAUCGCCAGCCCUGUACAACCACAAGCCAAGCUCGGGGGAGAGCAGUGAUGCUGGGAAGUGGUUUGAGAGAUCGAACAACAAUGUGACGCACGAUUUGUCUGUUGCCGACAAUGAGCCGCCAUUUUUUCUACACAACUCCUCGUCGUCCGAGACCCCUCCCGAGAUGCUGGAGCAGCAAGCAAACGCCCUCAACAUGCACUCCGCAUCCAUGCCGUACCGCCCUAGUGGUGCGCAGCUCCCAGCAGAAAGCAGUGGCAGUGACGAUUACCGCAGCGUCAUCGACGAUCUCACAAUUGUGAACAAAAAGCUGAGGCAAAAGCUGAGAAAAUAUGAGAAACUGUACGACGCUCAUCUACAGAACGACAAGCUCUUCGAAGUCCGGUUCCAUGGCCUCCCAGAUGAUAAAAAGAAGGAGCUGGAGGAGACUCUGCGACAGUUCGCCAUGGGACUUAGCGACAGCCCAUCGAACAAUUCAGUCCCGUCCGUGUUCCCUCCAACAGCCUUGAAGAAUGCGACCUCCUCUCUCACCUCUACCCGUUUUGCAGAAUCCGGAUAUGCUUCCAUGUCCGCGUCUGGUCAAAACUCGGUAUCGGUACCCUCUAGCAAUACUCUCGCUAACUUUAAGAAGCCUGUGAAAUCACCGCUCAACCAACAGCACCAUAACGUCCAAUCAUACCUUCAUGACAUACCCGCUGGUCUUAUUGGAAAGCCCCUCCAUCUGACAGAGAAGGCGAAAAAGAAGCUCGUAGUCCGACGGCUAGAACAAAUAUUUGCUGGCAAGCUUUCUGCGCCGGGAGAUCAUCCGCAUCCCGUGCAACAGCAAGAAGUUGCCCAGUCAGCCGCGAGAGCGGACCGAGCAGCACGAGAGCUUAGUGGUCAACUUUCAGGAAAGGAAGGGAUUCGAGAAGCUCGCAUAAUGCCUCAAGACGAUGAUAUGAGAGCAUCAGAGGACACAUCACCGGACGUAGCUAGGCAGCCUUCGUCGUCCAAGGAAUUAGCAGAACCAAACUCGUCGAGUUCCGGAUCGCCAGACCAACGGCCUACAAGGCCUUUGGAUCUAGACCCCUAUCGAGCUCAGGUCCCUUCGGAAAACAUGGAUUAUAUCCGUCACUUGGGUUUCACGCCACCAGAUAUGGUUUCCGGCGACGCUCCACAAGAUGGCCACGGCUGGAUAUACCUUAACCUUCUAAUAAACAUGGCUCAACUUCACACAAUCAGUGUCACCUCGGAUUUUGUCAAGAAUGCUGUUGCUGAUUAUAGUAACAAAUUUGAACUGUCUCACGAUGGUCGUAAGAUACGAUGGAGAGGUGGACACGAUGUCACUCGCAACAGCAGUGAUAGCUCAUCGGAGCAACUAUCAAGCGCUUCGCCAGAUGAUAGUGACGAGAUGCAAAGACGAGAAAGAAAGCAAGCCAAAACCGGCCGCACACACAGCGGAGCAAGCAUGGAUCCUGCACACCACGCUCGAAAGCUUGCUAGGCAGGAGAAAGAACGGGAGAAGAACAAGCUGGCUUACACGCCAUUAUUUUUCCAUCAACCGAGCUCAGAAGGCGAUGAUGAGUACAAUUACGAUGUUGACUCUUCGGAAUACUCUGCAAUGCCGGCUAACGCAACUGGGAACUCAUCUGGCCUCAAUUUCUCCGGAGCCAGCCCUUCGCGCAAGCGACGUGACACGGGACCGAUCAUUUUCUACAACAAUGCUAGAUUUUGCACCGAUCUGAGCGGCGACUGGCGUGGGGCUACUCGUACCAAUCCAACGUCCUACGAGAGCAUCACGUCACGCCCUCUCGGUACUCAUACUACCAAAAAAUGGAGCGCAGAACGUGAUGCGGAGCUUCACGACAGUAAGGGUCCGUUGGCCGAUCCAUCGCAGCUUGAGGAGCAGAUGGACAUCGACCACUCAACAUCUGGCGAGAGUGGAAUCAAGUUUGAGUCUGAAAGAUCCGAAGCCGACGACGAUGCAAUGGCAAGCCCAAACCGUAUCAACUUUGAAGCGUCUGGGUUGGGAGGAGUCCAAUCGGUUGACAAUUUUGCCAUUGACGUUCAGCUUAGCAAGAAGCGCGUAAACCACCCACACGACCUAGUAACAGUUCGUCGGUCCGUAUCGAAGUCGAAGCCAUACCCACACAAGAUCCUCGAGGUUUUGAAGCGAGAUGCCACGUCGUCUUCAAAGGACCCUAGAAAUGCCGCGCAAUCCAUCAUAGCCUCAGAAAUUAUAUCCGCAUCCCACCAAGAGCUACCCAACUCUGCUCUCCCUCCCCCGUCAAUGCUCCCCUUCGACUCUUCUUCCGGCGACGCCGACUCGGACGCCGAAUCAGACGUGUCCUCCGCCGCUUCGGGCAUGUCGAGCCAUAUGAGCGUCGAACCACGCAGGUACACCGUGCCUCAGCUCCUGAACAUCUCGCCCCUACAUGACGGCAGCGAACAAUCGUGGGAUCCCGAGGACGACGAUGAAUCUGACAGCGUAGACCUCCUCGCCACGGCUCGCGCCAUCGAUCCUACUGCCAUCCACGCGAGUGAGCGCGAGUACGACUCCAACAUGGCCGAGCGCCUCGCCGAAGACAUCCCCGCGGGCAGCUCUGCUGCGACUGGCGCUGGCGGGAGCGGUUACAACAGUCCUGAAUCCCGGGCUGCGGCUGAUGCCGCUGAGAACGCUGCGCAGGCUGCUGCUGGGGGUAGUGGAGACCACCUGCUUUCUAAAAACUUGAAGCGCGCGCGGACGAGCGAUAAUUUUGCGAUGCUGAAUCCGGGGAAGGCGGCGAAGUUUGACUGA